GUUAUUAAAGACGAGCCUUGUCCUCGCGUUCCUUCACAAUGUCUCUCUUGUAUCGUAUUCCUCUCUCAGUAUUGCUUCUCUUCGCCACUUGAUACCCCUCCCUUUCCAAGUAGACUUAUUUACAUCACUCAACAACACACCAAAGAACCCAAGAUGGCGGCAGUCCUCCCCGAACCUUUUGCGAGCAUUCCUCGCGAGAACUUCCUCUUUGGCCCCUCGCCCAUCGAGCCCCUCCCCCGCAUCUCCGCCGCCCUCGGCGGUAAGGUCAACGUCUACGCCAAGCGUGAGGACUGUAACUCUGGUCUUGCCUACGGCGGUAACAAGACCCGCAAGCUUGAAUACCUCGCCUCAGACGCCCUCGCCCAAGGCUGCGACACCCUCGUCUCCAUCGGCGGCGUACAAUCAAACCACACCCGCCAAGUCACCGCCGUCGCCGCAAAGCUCGGCCUCAAAGCCGCCCUCGUCCAGGAGAAGUGGGUUGACUGGACCGACCCCGUCUACGACAAGGUCGGCAACCUCCAGCUCUCGCGCCUCAUGGGCGCCGACGUCCGCCUCGACCCCUCCACCUUUGGCAUCGAGCACAAGAACACCCUCGCCAACCUGAAAGAAGAACUCCUCGCCGCCGGACGCAAGCCGUACUACAUCCCUGCCGGCGCAUCAGACCACCCCCUCGGCGGCCUGGGCUUCGCGCGCUGGGCUUUCGAGGUGCAGGCGCAGGAGAAGGAGCUGGGCGUGUUCUUCGACACGGUUAUCGUGUGUGCGGUGACGGGCUCGACCAUGGCGGGUAUGGUUGCGGGAUUCAAGCUCGCGGAGAAGCUGGGCGGAAAGAAGCGCAAGGUCAUCGGCAUUGACGCCUCUGCGACGGUGAAGCAGACGUUUGACCAGGUGCUGCGCAUCGCCAAGAACACGGGCGCCAAGAUUGGCCUCGAGGAGGGCGAUAUCACCGAGGCGGAUAUCAUUCUGGAUGACCGGUUCCACGGCGGCGUCUACGGUAUUCCCGACCAGGUCACCAUUGACGCCAUCAAGUUUGGCGCCAGCACGGAGGGUUUCAUCACGGACCCCGUGUAUGAGGGUAAGAGUUUGGCGGGUAUGAUGCAGCUCAUCAAGAACGAGGAGAUUGCUGCGGGUAGCAAUGUCUUGUAUGCGCACUUGGGUGGCCAGUUGGCGCUCAACGCGUACUCUGGCAUGUAA
Colletotrichum scovillei is the source of this 1191-nucleotide messenger RNA. Its product is annotated as 1-aminocyclopropane-1-carboxylate deaminase. The transcript is spliced from 2 exons. The coding region runs from base 154 to 1191 and encodes 345 amino acids. The record is from RefSeq and is a predicted model, not a curated record. Gene Ontology annotation, biological process: amine catabolic process. Gene Ontology annotation, molecular function: 1-aminocyclopropane-1-carboxylate deaminase activity; pyridoxal phosphate binding; D-cysteine desulfhydrase activity. NCBI's taxonomy places the organism in Eukaryota, Fungi, Ascomycota, Sordariomycetes, Glomerellales, Glomerellaceae.